Haliotis rufescens (red abalone) is the source of this 2255-nucleotide messenger RNA. RefSeq lists its product as uncharacterized. The record is from RefSeq and is a predicted model, not a curated record. Lineage: Eukaryota; Metazoa; Mollusca; Gastropoda; Lepetellida; Haliotidae. Bases 669 to 1706 code for a protein of 345 amino acids. The transcript has 2 exons.
ACCCUGACAGUCCAGUAGAGAAGUGGGUCAGUCAACUGAAACCAAGUCACGUGAUACAGGGGCUGAUGGACGAUUUGGGGGAAUCGUCAGAUACAUGUAGCGUGUGCAAAGAAGAUGGGGAGACAACUCCAGGUAAAACGUGGUGCACCAUUUGUGACGAUGUCUUUUGUGAUGGGUGUCUCCAGUUACACAAGAAGAUGCCACGGUUACGUGAAGUGAUUGACUUACGUAUCCAUAGUAACGAGAAACCAAAGGUACAGCGCUUUAUGUGCAGAAUGCACAAGGAUGAGAAGAUAAAACUGUUUUGUAAAGAUUGCAGGAUGGCAAUUUGUACUGUAUACUGCAGUAUCAAACACAGGAAGUGUGAUGAUGUUGAAACCAUAGAUGCCAUGAAGCCUCUUGUAACAGAAACAUUGAUCAAUGAAACUAGAAACCAAGAGAAGAAGAUUAAAACUUACAAUGAUAACAUUUCAUCAACAAACUCGGAAAUUAAAAACCUAUUGAUAAACGCACAAGUGAUGAAAGACCAAGUUCAGAAAGAACGUAUGGUAGCUGUAGACGUUCUCCUGAGAAAAAAAAGAAACUGCUGAGAUCGUAUCGACCAACUCACUGAGACACGUGUACAAGAAUUGAAAGCCCACAGAAAGUCCCAGGAGAUUGACCUCCAGAUGCAUCAGCAGCGGCAUGGGUUCAUACACAAAGCCGUGACGUCACACUGUGUAGCAGACAUGUAUGAUAUAUAUGAGACUGUGGCUGUAGCAUCCAGAGAUAAGGACACAAGUGAGGACAAGAGACCAAUACCAUCCACUAUCGUCUUCACACAUGACACAGAUAAACUGAGGAGAUCUGUGGAUGAGGUGCAGCUGGGGGAGGUCAAUACUGUUGGAGGUCUAAGUGACCGGACGUCUUCUCCUGUUCUCAUGCACGAAAUUGACUGUAGAUCUGGAGACAUGUUUUAUGAUUUGCGUGAUGUUGUUGUGUUGACAGUUCAUGGUAUCAAGGUAAUUACUGUGAUAGAUUAUUUACAUUGUCAACUCAGCACAUGUUACGUUCCAAACAAAACAUCCUUCAAUACAUGUCUCCAGCUUCCUUCUCAGCCAAUGCGAAUAGCUAAGGUGGGUGGAGCUCGGGCAGCUGUUACUCUGCCAGACACACAACAAAUAGCUUUCAUCAACUUUGACCCAGAACCUACAUUACACUCAACUGUUAGAACAAGGAGGAAAUAUGGUGGUUUAGCCUUCCUGAACCCUUCACAACUCCUGGCAGGUGGUUACGAUGGUCGUGCCUCUGUUGACGUGCUGGAUAUGAAAGGGAAUAUACUUAAAUCUAUCUCGACAGGUGUGAUAAGGAACCCACAUGAAAUACAUGUUUCUGGAGAAAACAAGUUAGUAGUUAGUGAAGCAACAGUAAAAUCAAUUGUAUCAGUGACCAGUGAAGGCAAAACUGUUUUCACCUACACUCCCACAGGAGACAGAGCUCUAACAUGCCCGCAAGGUAUCACAACAAUCAGGACAGGAGACAUCCUUCCUGUGGACAGAGACACGCACAGGUUGAUUCAACUGACAAAGUCGGGGCAGUUUGUCAGAGAUGUCCUCACACAAAAGGAUGGCAUGCAUUAUCCCCACAGUAUCUGUCUGGAUGAUGACAGUGUGUUGUAUGUAAAUAACAGUCGCUACGUAAGAGUAUACGGUUUUGAAAAACAUUGAAUUCAUCAAUAUGAAAAUUACUUUGAUGAACAGUCUGUGUGUGGAUCAUGUGUACAAGACUGAAAUAAUGAGAACUGAUCUCAUAACCGCUACAUGUGAAAUGUAACGAGAAUAGGGUCUUCAUAACUAUUCAGCUUAAUUUUCCCAUUAGCAACGAUGGAAAUGCACAUAUGUUAUACACAGUUUCCUGAAAUUACGAUCAUCAAGUUAGCACAAAGCGCUUAAUAAUCCAUCAUUGCAUUUGUAAAAUUAGUCUGUUGUGAAUCAUAGUUUAUGUCUUUCGUCUGAUCAGUCAACAAUUAUUUUCACAACAAAAUGGUAUUAUCGAUGACUUUAGCCUGGCUUUGUUGUGAACUAUAGUGUGUGAUUGUCAGCAUAUCUAUUUGCACAUGGAGUCAAGUAUGUUUCUACAAUUUCUACAUUGUUGUGUAAUGUACAUGUAAUAAAAAUAGUAAUGCGCGGCGCAAAGGGUCACAACAUGAGAUACAAUUGUUAUUCGUUAUAUUAUAUAGUCUUAUCGUCCUUAGUCUGCAGGCAGACUAAAAUGUA